AUGGCUGAGGACCUGCGCCUCGACUCUGUGAUAGGCAUCGGCGGGGGGGUCCCAAACGGGCUGCUUUUGCACCCCGAUGGGUCGACACUCAUCUAUCCCCUAGGCUCAACGGUCAUCAUCCGGCCCAAGGGGGAUGCCCGACGCCAAGAGUUCCUUCAGGGCCACACCGACAAGGUGGCGUGCAUCGCGGUGUCAAAGAGCGGGCGGUACCUGGCCAGCGGGCAGGUCACGCACAUGGGCUUCAAUGCUGACAUCAUCAUCUGGGACUUUGAGACGCGCCAGAUGGUCCACCGAAUGGCGCUGCACAAGGUGAAGGUGCAGGCGCUGUGCUUCAGCCAUGACGACCGCUACCUUGCGUCCCUCGGUGGCGAAGACGACGGCAACCUGGUGGUGUGGAACGUGGAGCUGGGGCAGGCCAUCUGCGGCAGCCCGACCGCAAACGAUUUCGUGCUUACGGUCCAGUUCUUCCACAACGACAGCACGCGCCUAGUUACGGGCGGCAACUACAACCUGAACGUGUGGGAGUUUGACGAGGCCAACCGGAAAGUGCGCCCCGCCGAGUGCCACCUGGGGCUGCAGAAGCGCGUGUGCCAGAGCAUGGUGGUCGACGAGCGGGACGAGUUCGUCUAUGUAGGCACCAAGACGGGGGACGUGCUGCAGGUGAGCCUGGGCCCGAAGCUGUUCAAGCAGUCUGGGCCCAAGCCGUUCAUCGGCCAGGGGGUCAGCUGUCUGAUCCAGCUGCCGGGAGGAGACACGCUGGUGGCGGGGGGCGGAGACGGCAGCAUUACACUGCUCAGGGCCGCCACGCUUAAAGCAGCCUGCAGCCUCCAACUCAACGGCGGUGCUGUCACGUCAGUGGUCCUCUCGGAAGGCCCCGCCCGAGACGGCUCGUUCCUCUUGUACGCCGGUACUGCGAGGUGCAACGUCUACUUAGUCAGGUUCGACGCUCGCGACAAUAAGCUGACGUCGACGCAGGUGCAGUCGUGCCACCACGAGAAGAUCACGGACGUCUGCUUCCCCGCAAACUACGGCGACGUCUUCGCCACGUGCAGCCUCAACGAGAUCCGCAUCUGGCACGCCGCGGAGUGCCGAGAACUGCUCAGGAUCCAGGUCUCUGCAAAGAUGCCUGACGUGGAGUGCCUGUGCAUCGCGUUUAUGGAGGACGGCAAAAGCGUGAUCAGCGGAUGGAGCGAUGGCAAGAUCCGCGCCUUCGGCCCGCAGAGCGGCAAGCUGCUCUACACCAUUACGGAUGCCCACGUGGCAGGCGUCACCGCCAUUGUGGGCACCUCCGACUCCACCAAGAUCGUCAGCGGCGGCAAGGAGGGCCAGGUGCGGGUGUGGCGCAUCGGGCAGGAGAGCCAGACGCUGAUCAGCAGCAUGAAGGAGCAUAAGGGCCCCGUGAACGCCAUCCAGGUGCGGCGGAACGACUCCGAGGCCGUAUCCGCCUCCUCCGACGGCUCCUGCAUCAUCUGGGACCUCGCGCGCUUUGUCCGCAACAACAGCCUGUUCGCGUCCACGUUCUUCAAGGCGAUCCUGUACCACCCCGACGAGAGCCAGCUGCUCACCACCGGCACCGACAGGAAGAUCACGUACUGGGACGCCUACGACGGGCAGGUGAUCCGCAACAUAGAGGGCAGCAAGAGCGCAGAGAUCAACGCGCUCGCAAUCAGUGCGGACGGGGAGGCCGUUGCGAGCGGCGGCGCGGACAAGGAGGUCAAGCUGUGGGGCUACGACGAGGGCCACUGCUUCGCGGUCGGGAGGGGCCACUCCGGGGCGGUGCUCAAGGUGAAGAUCAGCCCGGAUCUGCGGAAGGUCGUGUCCGUUGGAGAGGAAGGGGCCAUCCUGAUCUGGGACUACAUAAGUCCGCGGUCACUUUCGGCACCCAGAGACUAG
Messenger RNA from Klebsormidium nitens, 1893 nucleotides. The record is from the annotation of a GenBank genome assembly. NCBI's taxonomy places the organism in Eukaryota, Viridiplantae, Streptophyta, Klebsormidiophyceae, Klebsormidiales, Klebsormidiaceae.